Theobroma umbraticum is the source of this 2537-nucleotide messenger RNA. Its product is annotated as AT-hook motif nuclear-localized protein 15-like. Gene Ontology annotation, molecular function: minor groove of adenine-thymine-rich DNA binding; DNA-binding transcription factor activity. The record is from RefSeq and is a predicted model, not a curated record. Gene Ontology annotation, cellular component: nucleus. Lineage: Eukaryota; Viridiplantae; Streptophyta; Magnoliopsida; Malvales; Malvaceae.
GGAGGAAUGGGUUAUUAGUCUUUUGCAAAUUAGUAUUCCCAACUCUGAAGAAAGGAUAUGGAUAUAUGGUUAUGACAGCCGAUGACAAGAUGCGGCUUGAAAAUUGGUCAUGAUUUCCAAUCAAAAUCAACCACAGGAUGACGUCAAAGGAUAAACAGUUACCAUUUCAUUGAUGGUUUUUCAAGUUUUUAGAUGUGGACUAUAAAUGCUCAUUCAACUUCUUGGAGUGGGCUUAGCUUGAUAAACCUUGCAAGUCAAAAAAAAAAAAGAAAAAGAAAAAAGAAGAGAUAAAACCAGGCAGACACGCAGAAACCAGGCUCUGCAAAACCGCUGUUAGAAGAUAGUGGGAGUUCUGGCAAUCGUAAUCGUUAUCGUACAAAACCAGGCAGAAAGAGAGUCAAGUGCUUCGCUUUAACGUACACUUGCACAAGACUUGGGAAAAACAAAACUGAUCACUCUGCAGCAGCAAGGUAAAACUGAAGAAGAGGACCCCCCCCCGCCUCCCGCCUCCCCUGAAAGAAGUGAGAGUUUUGCUGUACAGAGAGAUAGUUUGAUUACUCGGUUGCUCGAUUUUUCGUUUUUCUGUGUAUCGAGUGAGAAGAGGUACAAAAAAAGGUAACCUUUUUUCCUCAACACUCUUUUUAUGUUCAGUACAAGAAAAUAACAGGGAAAGAGCGAAGCACGGCAUAUUUCACUUACACAACACAGUGCUUCGAGUUUCACGUAGCUGGGGGUGUCCUUUUUAGUUUCUGCAAGCAAGAUAUUUUUGAAGUUUGAAGUUGGGAUCUUGAAGAUAAACUUGUUUCUUUGGGGGGUUUUAGAAAGGUGGGUUUUUGUUUGAAGAGAAGAAGGCUUUGUUGGAUCUGAUUUUGAGGUUAAUGGGUAGGGUUUUUCAUGCAAAAAACAAGAGGAACCCAUGUGUGAAGUGUCUGAUUCAUGCAAUAUGGUGGUGUCGAUUUUGAAGAAGAGAUAAGGUUUUGGACUGGUACCAACUUGAUUUGGGGUUCUUCAUUGGAGAUCUCUCUGUCAAUCUACCACAGCAAACAAACAAAGGAAAAGGUAGUUUCCAUUGCUAAGUAACGGUAACAGAGAAGAUCCCAUUCAUCUUGGUUCUUUUUCCUAUUUGCCAUCUCAGUUAUUAUUGCUUUGAUUCCCCUCCAAAAAAAAAGUUUGUUUCUUGUUUUGAAAUAUGGCUAAUCGUUGGUGGGCUGGAAAUGUGGCCAUGAGAGGUGUUGAUUCAAUAGGUUCAACUCCAUCUCUUCACCUUAGGAACCCAUCUGAAGAAGAACACCGGAUAGCUUUGAACCGCCUUGGACCCAGACGAGAACACCAAGAUUUUAGAGAUAAUAACGCUAGCCCCCCCAAUGCCAACACUAGCAGCCCUAACGCCGCCACUCCAAACCAAAACCAAGACGACAAUGAAGAUAGCCGAGACAAUAUGGAACCUGAUGACCAAACCACCGCUUUUGAAACCAUUGAACCUGGUUCAAGUUCAGCCACUCGCCGUCCUAGAGGUAGACCACCUGGUUCAAAGAACAAACCGAAGCCUCCCAUUGUUAUCACCAAGGAAAGCCCUAACUCUCUCCGUAGCCAUGUGUUGGAAAUCACUAGUGGCAGUGACAUUGCCGAGUGUAUAGCUAAUUUUGCUCAGCGCCGCCACCGGGGUGUGUCGGUUUUGAGCGGCAGUGGUAUUGUUACCAAUGUUACCCUCCGCCAACCAGCUGCCCCUGGUGGAGUGAUCACUUUACAUGGAAGAUUUGAGAUUUUAUCUUUAUCCGGUGCGUUUCUGCCCUCGCCUUCGCCUCCGGGGGCCACGGGCCUGACUGUGUAUUUAGCGGGCGGGCAAGGGCAGGUGGUGGGAGGGAGUGUGGUUGGGGCCCUGGUAGCUUCAGGGCCGGUGAUGGUUAUCGCGGCAACUUUUAUGAAUGCGGUUUAUGAGAGGUUGCCAAUAGAGGACGAAAAUGGUGGUGAGGAAGGAGGAGGAGGAGGAGGAGAAGGGAUUGGAAUGCAGCAGCAAGUUAACAAUAGCAAUAAUAAUGGUGGCGGCGGCGGUGGUAAUUCAGGGUCAUCUCAGUCUCAAGGUUUGGGUCAUGAUCAGCAAGGUGGUUCAAUUCCUUUGUAUAAUUUGCCUCCUAAUUUACUGCCUAAUGGACAAAUGCCUCCUGAUGUGUUUUGGGGUCCUCCGCCGCGUCCACCGCCCUCCUAUUAACAUGAAAGAGGAAUGGAUUGGAGAUAGAGCCGAAGGUGGAAACUGGAGAUGGUAUGGUGGUUUGACUAUGCUGACUGGUUUUUGUGCAAAAAAUGUAAUGACAAUUUUCAUGUAAGUGUAGGGGAGAAAGGUAGGACUACUUGUUCGUUAGUUUCUGAUCUCUGUGAAUUUAACCAAGUUCAUGGUUAGGCUUUAACUAUGUUUUAGAUCAUCUUUUGUGGAACUUUGUAUAAGUAUCUCUUGUUUCUAUUCCCUAAUCAACUCCUUUUUGGUGUAGCAAUGUAUCUUUGAUGAUGUAGGCAAAGAAAUGAAAUUCUUAUUGAGCAAA